AUUUUCGAUAGCAAGUGUUGGUGAUCAAGCGAUCGACAAUGAAGCACCAACUACGUACACGUAUCUCCCACAUAUCAAGGCGCGCUGCGGGCUGCAGCGAUAUGCCGUUGGUCAUCUGUCAGAGAGACGUCUGGGCCCCCAAAAUUCAGAGUAACACCAAUGGAACACGAUUCCCAUCUCCCAAAUGCCACUUGAUGUGUGGCUCGUUGUCCGAAUCCUCACCCUUACAGUUGCAACAGGCAGGGUCCGCGUCCUUCCUUGCAGGUUGCUUGAGUCUGGAGCCGAAGAGCUUGCGCGAGCUAUUGAAACUGUGGCGGAAUGGGUAGAUUUGCAGCAGAAAGUGUGGACUAGACCUUCUCGAGCUUUGUCUUACAUUGGUCAUCCAGCACGAUCGACACGUCGAGUUUCCCCGCGCCGCCACACCAUUUCUAACGCACGGGGGACCUUGGUGUGCAUGAUCAGGCUGACGUUCAACUGCAAGGUGUGUGUGUGCCAGCCUUCACCAGCCUUCGUCAUCGCAUCACACAUCUCAAACCGAUGCAGCAUAUCUGCAUGGACGUCGCACCUAUUGAAGAUAAUGCCAUGACUACGGAUCCCAGUCAAAUGGCUUUCCGAGCCGUUACGCACUGGCUCCAGAGCCAGACUCUGCCGCUGACAGUGUGCCUUUAUCACAGUCUCAUCUGACCAAAGCGCUGAGCCAGCAAG
Messenger RNA from Colletotrichum godetiae, 705 nucleotides. RefSeq lists its product as uncharacterized. The transcript has 2 exons. Bases 185 to 586 code for a protein of 133 amino acids. The record is from RefSeq and is a predicted model, not a curated record. Lineage: Eukaryota; Fungi; Ascomycota; Sordariomycetes; Glomerellales; Glomerellaceae.